CACACACACAAAGAAAGAAAUAUAAAGCCAAACCCAUUCUCUUCACCAGAAUUUUCUGGAAUCUCCUGAAGAGGAUCGGUCUUGGGGGAGGAAAAUGGCUAAGGGACCACAGUGGUCUCAGGAAUACAGUCCUUAUUGGUGGGGGAUACUUUCUAAGACUCCCAAGUGGAUGCCAGAAACUGCCAUUGGUAACGAACUCUGGAUAUACUUUAUUUUUUCCUGUACACGUAUGUAUGUACAUACUGAUGACAUUUGAUUUCGAAAUUAGGCACAAUAAGAGAUUGAUAGCAAUAACUGCUAAUUAAAAGAACAAUUGUGUAAAAUAACGGUGACUUCAACACAAAGCACUGCAGUACUCCAGCAGUUGGUCUGACAACUGAGAUGGCUCCUAAAUGACUAAUAGUCGGGGAGCAUAGACAGCGGGGACACACUGGACCAAAGGAUGAUUCAUGUCUCAGGUGGGACAGAGUGGGACAGUACGUGACUUAAAACUUAUGAAUUGUUUCUUUCCGUAAUUUUCCAUUUAGUCUUUUCAGACCACAGUUGACCUCGGGUAUCCAAAACCUUGAACAGCAAAACCGUGUAUGUUAAAAAUGUAAUCGUUGAAUUGCAGAAGUGACCUAGUACCAAGGUUAUAUAACUAUUGAGGGGCAAAGGUGGCUGACCUAGUUGAUGGCACGUAUGUGGGCGUGUGGCAACUGGUGCUUUUUUGGCUGCCAGCCCCAGGUUGAGGGAGUCAUUACUUUCCAAGUGCCCUGUCCCUGAGUCCCCUUAGGCAGUGAGGACAGAACCCUGUAAGCUAUGAGCUACUUUCAAAGAGUCAUUGAAGGCCUGGACGCGGUGGCUCACGCCUGUAAUCCUAGCACUCUGGGAGGCCAAGGUUUUAAAAUGGAAAAUUUUGAUGCAUCACUUAGUCCCUAUUUCAAAGCAUUGCUAGGUACCCGAGAUACCAGAGUAAAAGGAUGGUUUCUUCUGGACAAUUACAUACCUACAUUUAUCUGUUCCAUCAUAUAUUUACUAAUUGUAUGGCUGGGACCAAAAUACAUGAAGAAUAGACAGCCGUUCUCUUGCCGGGGUAUUUUAGUGGUGUAUAACCUGGGACUCACGUUGCUGUCUCUCUACAUGUUCUGUGAGUCCACAAAGAAGCAUCCUUGCUUACCGACCUGUGCCUCACACACUGAUCCUUGGACUCAGCAGCAGCUGCCGGGGAACAGGUUAGUAACAGGAGUAUGGGAAGGCAGAUACAACUUUUUCUGUCAGGGCACACGCAGCGCGGGAGAGUCAGAUAUGAAGAUCAUCCGUGUCCUCUGGUGGUACUACUUCUCUAAACUGAUUGAAUUUAUGGACACCUUCUUCUUCAUCCUGCGUAAGAACAACCACCAGAUCACAGUGCUGCACGUCUACCACCAUGCCUCCAUGCUGAACAUCUGGUGGUUUGUGAUGAAUUGGGUCCCCUGUGGCCACUCUUAUUUUGGAGCCACACUCAACAGCUUCAUCCACGUCCUCAUGUACUCGUACUACGGUCUGUCUUCAGUCCCUUCCAUGCGUCCGUACCUGUGGUGGAAGAAGUACAUCACUCAGGGGCAGCUGCUUCAGUUUGUGCUGACAAUCAUCCAGACCAGCUGUGGGGUCAUCUGGCCAUGCACAUUCCCUCUCGGUUGGUUGUAUUUCCAGAUCGGAUACAUGAUUUCCCUGAUUGCUCUAUUCACAAACUUCUAUAUUCAGACCUACAACAGGAAGGGGGCCUCCCGGAGGAAAGACCACCUGAAGGACCACCAGAACGGGUCCGUGGCUGCUGCGAACGGGCACACCAACAACUUUUCUUUCCUGCAAAACAAUGUGAAGCCAAGGAAGCCGAGGAAGGAUUGAAAUCCAAGAGUUGAAAACCUCCAAACCGCGUCAUCUGAUUGUAAGCACAGUAUGAGUUGUGCCCGAUGCUCGUUAACAGCUGCUGUAACUAGUCCAGCCUACAAUAGUGUGACUCACGUAGGACCCCUUUCAUCAGUUCAAAACCCUUAGAAAACGUAUACAGAUUAUACAGGUAGGUUAAGAUUUCUAACAUUUCUGGGCUCUC
Otolemur garnettii (small-eared galago) is the source of this 2074-nucleotide messenger RNA. It is a transcript of the gene ELOVL5, whose product is annotated as ELOVL fatty acid elongase 5. Bases 802 to 1869 code for a protein of 355 amino acids. The record is from RefSeq and is a predicted model, not a curated record. The transcript has 10 exons. Gene Ontology annotation, biological process: fatty acid elongation, saturated fatty acid; fatty acid elongation, monounsaturated fatty acid; sphingolipid biosynthetic process. Gene Ontology annotation, molecular function: fatty acid elongase activity. Lineage: Eukaryota; Metazoa; Chordata; Mammalia; Primates; Galagidae. Gene Ontology annotation, cellular component: endoplasmic reticulum; endoplasmic reticulum membrane.